Camelina sativa (false flax) is the source of this 1156-nucleotide messenger RNA. The record is from RefSeq and is a predicted model, not a curated record. NCBI's taxonomy places the organism in Eukaryota, Viridiplantae, Streptophyta, Magnoliopsida, Brassicales, Brassicaceae.
UCAAACAGUUUCUAAUGUUCAUAACCAAAAAAAAAAUCUCUCUCAUCUCUCGUCCGAAAUCCUAGUUCCAGUUCCGCCGGCAUAUUCCGUUAGUCAAUUGAGGAGGUUGAGAGCCGAUUAACUUAACUUAAAUUCUAAUUUAUUUUGAUUCUUCUUUUAUAUUCAACCCCGCAGAAACAAUUCACCUCCGAUUCUCAAAACUCUUUUAACGAUUAGUAUUUAAAAUCUCGAUCCCAGAUUCAGAGCUAUCCUCCUUCUCCGGCGAGUUUCGAUUUGAAAGUUUUGUUUGUUUACCGAUCUGAUUCUCGCGAUAGAAGCUUCUAGAAAAACGAUGUUUAACGGGUUGAUGGAUCUUGAGUUGAUUCGUCUCGCUCAAGAUCAGAUGAGCCGUAUGACUCCUGCUGAUUUCGCUAGGAUCCAACAGCAGAUUUGUGUAGAGAUGAAGAAAAACAUGGAAGUGUUCGAUUUCAAAGAAGACGACGAGGUCGCUGAAUCCGCAGCUGGAAAGUUGUUGGAAAAAUACUCAAGCCUUAGUCCGUACAAUUCUCCGGUUCUCCAACGCCUAUGCAUCCGAAGCUUGAUUGUUGCAGAAGAAAGCAUUCAGCUCACAGUUACACUCUGCCUAUUCGACUUAUAAAUCAUCUACUCACGUUAGUCGAGUUAUGGCUUCUACUGGAACUGAGCCAAAAGCUAAUUACGCCACAUCAUCCGUAUCUUCCAAUGAACCUGUUGUGUCUGUUGAUUGGCUCCAUGCUAAUCCGUAUCUACAGGUUGCUCAUAUUCCAGGUGCUCUCUUCUUUGAUUUGGAUGGAAUAUCAGAUCGAAAAACAAAUGUGAGAAUCCCUGCCCCCCUUUUCUUUAGAGAAGUCAAUAAGUUCCUCUGUUCCUCUGUUCUGCUUAUUCUCUUUAUCUUCUUCUACAGUCAGCGUACUGAUUCUUCUUCUUCCUGGUUUUGAUGGUCCUCUUCCCUUUGAGCUCGAAACCGGGUUUUGUUCUUUUCUUCUUCCUACUUACUCAUGUGAUUGAUGUAAAUUCUCAAGUGUUUGGAAAUUACUCUUAAGUGUGUGUAUGAAUAUGAGUCUUUAAUAUGUGAAUGAAAUAAAGGUAUAUUGGUGUUGGUGAGGAAGAGGAAGUGCAACUGUUUUACUAUUUUAUA